Liolophura sinensis is the source of this 1130-nucleotide messenger RNA. RefSeq names its product tRNA N(3)-methylcytidine methyltransferase METTL6-like. Bases 111 to 1085 code for a protein of 324 amino acids. The transcript is spliced from 6 exons. Lineage: Eukaryota; Metazoa; Mollusca; Polyplacophora; Chitonida; Chitonidae. The record is from RefSeq and is a predicted model, not a curated record.
GAGCUACAAUACGCACAUGGCACUUUUGAACAUGUCCGGCCUCCUCGCACUGUUAAAUUAUUUUGAAAGAAAUAUUUCACUUGUUGGUAUCUCGCGAAUUAAGCGACGCUAUGUCUCAGGACGGCAAGUGCCAUUCAAAGUCUCUCGCGUCUGUGACUUCAGCAAACAGUGAAGGAUUGACAAAAUCAGAAGAGGACUUCACACAGACUGAAUCUGUUAACCAGUAUGCCCGCCAGAUUCCCAGAACUCUGACAGAUUCAGAACAGGAAAAAUUGGAAAAGGACAAAACAUUCCUGUCCGAAUUUAAACAAAAAAAGCUAGAGCUUGAGGCUCACAAAAAUUGGGAUAAAUUCUACAAAAGAAACACCACCAAAUUUUUCAAAGAUCGGCAUUGGACAAAACGAGAGUUCCAGGAACUGUGUGGAGAAUGUGGCGCGAUUUCAGAUGAAAAGCUGACAUUGCUGGAGGUGGGAUGUGGUGUGGGCAAUUUCCUCUUCCCACUACUAGAAGAUGACAACAACCUAUUUAUUUUUGCUUGUGAUUUCUCUCCAAGAGCCAUCGAUUUUGUAAAGGAAAAUCCGUUGUACGAAGCCUCCAGAUGUGAUGCGUUUGUGUGUGAUGUUGUGAACACACCUCUGUCUGAUCACAUCCCACUGAACACAGUAGAUGUAGCCACGCUGAUCUUCGUAUUGUCUGCUAUACACCCAGAGAAAAUGCAGGAGGCUUUGAGGAACAUACAUCAGGUACUCAAGCCAGGUGGGAUACUGCUCUUCAGGGACUAUGGGCUGUAUGAUUACGCCAUGCUAAGGUUCAGCCCUGGUCGAAAGUUAGCUGAGAACUUCUAUGUAAGACAAGAUGGGACCAGGGUUUAUUACUUCUCUACAGAAAUUCUCCACAGUAUGACCCAAUCUGCAGGCUUCCAGACAGUUACUCUGGACUAUGUACAGCGAGAGACGGUGAACAAGAAAGAGGAUCUUUGUGUGCCGAGAAUAUUUGUGCAAGGAAAAUUUCAGAAAACUAUUGAAGACAUUAACUUGCCCAAUCAUUCCCAGGAUGAAACUUGUGCCAACAGCGCUAACGUAUAACUGUGUUCCUGUCAAAGCGUUGCUAACGAUCAUUUUGAGUUAUAU